Molecule: messenger RNA, 3256 nt
Organism: Ceratotherium simum simum (southern white rhinoceros)
Lineage: Eukaryota; Metazoa; Chordata; Mammalia; Perissodactyla; Rhinocerotidae
Gene: SGMS1
Product: sphingomyelin synthase 1
Biological process (GO): sphingomyelin biosynthetic process; ceramide biosynthetic process
Cellular component (GO): plasma membrane; endoplasmic reticulum membrane; Golgi membrane
Molecular function (GO): sphingomyelin synthase activity; ceramide cholinephosphotransferase activity
Source: RefSeq, a predicted model, not a curated record
UUGGACUAGGCGGCCGUGCUCGCAGCUGCCCCCCAGAGAGGGCCCGCCCUCCCGCCUGCCGGGGCGCAAGGCUCCCCACCGCCGCCGUCCUUGCACGCCGGCCGGGCAGGCAGCGGGGCACGCCCCAGGGGCGGGGGCUGGGGGUCGGCGCGCCGCUGACCGCCUGCGCCUCGCCACUUGCGCCGGGGCAGGCAGCGCGCACAAACUUGUUGCCCAGGGAACUUUGCCGGAGACUUUGCCUCCAGGGCGGAGAGACCAAGGAAAAAUCUUGUUCAAAAAUGAGGUGAAUGGACGCUCAGGCACUCAAGAAUCCUGGACAGCUACAUGAGGUGUUUAAAAACUGUCCUGACCACCUUGGCACACAAGUCUCUGUCAUGAGGCCCGACAGGAUGAACACGUUGCGAUGGGACAGUGUCCUGCUCUGUAGGAACGGUGACUGCUGACCUGCCAGAAACAAGCUGGGGACUGCAUGUUGGCUGCCAGUACAAUGAAGGAAGUGGUUUAUUGGUCACCCAAGAAGGUGGCAGACUGGCUGCUGGAGAAUGCUAUGCCAGAAUACUGUGAGCCUCUGGAACAUUUCGCAGGCCGGGACUUGAUCAACCUAACCCAAGAGGAUUUCACAAAACCCCCCUUGUGCCGAGUCUCGUCCGACAAUGGUCAGCGGCUGUUGGACAUGAUAGAGACCCUGAAAAUGGAGCACCACAUGGAAGCACACAAGAACGGCCACGCCAACGGGCACCUCAGCAUUGGCACAGACGUCCUCUUCCCCGACGGCAGCUUCAGCAUCAAGGUCAAACCCAACGGGAUGCCAAACGGGUUUAGGAAGGAGAUGAUCAAGAUCCCCAUGCCAGAACCAGAGCGCUCCCAGUACCCCAUGGAGUGGGGCAAGACUUUUCUGGCCUUUCUUUAUGCACUUUCUUGUUUUGUUCUCACCACAGUGAUGAUCUCGGUCGUCCAUGAACGAGUACCUCCUAAGGAGGUGCAGCCUCCACUACCGGACACGUUUUUUGACCAUUUUAACCGGGUGCAGUGGGCCUUUUCUAUUUGUGAAAUUAACGGCAUGAUCCUUGUAGGACUCUGGUUAAUUCAGUGGCUGCUCUUAAAAUACAAGUCUAUUAUUAGCAGAAGAUUUUUCUGCAUAGUUGGCACGCUGUACCUGUAUCGGUGUAUUACAAUGUAUGUAACUACACUCCCAGUACCCGGUAUGCAUUUCAACUGCUCUCCGAAGCUUUUUGGAGACUGGGAAGCCCAACUGCGGAGAAUAAUGAAGCUCAUUGCUGGCGGUGGCCUGUCCAUCACUGGCUCUCACAACAUGUGUGGGGACUAUCUGUACAGCGGCCACACAGUCAUGCUCACACUCACCUACUUAUUUAUCAAAGAGUAUUCCCCUCGACGACUCUGGUGGUAUCACUGGAUUUGCUGGCUUCUCAGCGUGGUUGGAAUCUUCUGUAUUCUCUUAGCGCAUGACCACUACACUGUGGACGUGGUGGUGGCAUAUUACAUCACCACAAGACUCUUCUGGUGGUACCACACUAUGGCCAAUCAGCAAGUGCUAAAAGAAGCCUCCCAGAUGAACCUCCUGGCCAGGGUGUGGUGGUACAGGCCAUUUCAGUACUUUGAAAAGAAUGUCCAAGGAAUUGUACCUCGAUCUUACCAGUGGCCCUUCCCCUGGCCAGCAGUCCACCUCAGUAGGCAAGUUAAAUACAGCCGGUUGGUGAAUGACACAUAACAGCUGUACAAAGUGGGGGAAAGAGGAACUGUCCCAAGUGCUAAGAACUCCAUGAGAGAAGAUGCCAUAAAAUAAACACCUCCCUAAUCCUGUUAUCUUUCAGCAGUUACCUUGACUUAACCUAUUGAGUUACCUGGUCAGCACUGUGAUCUUUUUUUCUCUCCAAAGGACCUGCGUUGGACAACAAUAAAGAAAAUUUAACCUAUCAUGCACUGUACACAUUUCCUGUUCAUAAGUUUGGGAUUUACGUAACCCGCAGCCACCAUGUUCCUUUGUAUAUGAUGCAACAGCAUAAAUGUAAGCUUUUAUAUCAUAAGUUCUGGUCUUUCCAGUCACAUCUGGAAAUAAAGCGUAUUAUUUUCUUGGGAAAACAUACUUUUCAUAUCUCUUGCCCCAAAGAUUGGGCUGUAAGCCAUUUUCUAGCAGAUGUCUCUAUGAAGGUUUCUAAGUACCUGAAUGGGGUUCGAUGCUGAAAUCUUUCUACUUGUUGCGCCGAUAUUCAAAUAAAAAUGACAGACACAGAAAGGUUUGGUAACUUUGGGUUUUGUAAAAUCAGCAGAGACAGUGUGUCAAAAAGUGCAAAAAAAAAAAAAAAAAGAUUCUGUUAUAAAGUGAUUUUCUAAGUAUUUCCUAACUUUAUUUUUCAAAAUGAUGUAUGAAAACCAAAUUUAAAGAUUUUUACAUGUCAAAGAAAAGAAGGGUAAAAUUUAAAAAUGCUUCUUGGGAGAGAAAUUUGUCUAUGUUUCUAGUGCCUUUCUUGUCUUGAUUGUAUGGUCAGUAGGCAAUCUUAAAUGUUUUUAUUUAAAAUAAAGUAUUCCAUGAAAAUAUAAAUGUAUGUAUACACUACUAAAUUUUACAUUUAUAGCUAAGUUAAAUCAGAAGACUGCUUAUGGUUUUUAAAUUGCUCUGAAUUAAAGAAUGGGAGAGUUAAUUAGAAAGUCAGAGCCUGUUCCCAUAUUGUGAGCAGGUGGCAGUGACAUGUACCACUUAAAUUAUUUUAUCAUCUAUUUGGUAGUUCGAUUUUAACUAUACAAUGAAAACAGCCAUGAAGACUUUUUUUUAAAAGAGAGUUUUGAAAAUGAUCACUUAACUAAAACUUGAAAGCUAUAAAUUAGUUAUCCAUACUCUCAUGACAAUUUUGUUGGUGAACAACAAAAAAGAGAUCUAUUUCUUUAAAAUAUAUUUGUGCAGAAACUGCAUGUAACUCUAAGUUUUACUCCUAACAUAAGUAUGUUUGGGGAAGUAUUCUAUUCUAUACUUGCCAAUGUGGAGAACAAAAUAGUUUUUUAAGAGUGAAGAAGUAUAUAUAUCCAUUCUGUAUUUUACGUGCAGCAGAAUUAUCUUCCGUAGGGUUUUUUGUGUAUUCACAAGGUGAUAUUUGUAUUGUAAAACAAUAAUGGUGAAGGAAAUAAAAAGGCUUUUAAAAUUUUGUUUGUUUUAAAUCUUUGUAAAGUUACUAUUCCGGAGAGUAUACUGAUGUCUUAACAGCUUACCUAGAUCAUAAAUUAAUCAAAACGCACUUUUUAA